Molecule: messenger RNA, 459 nt
Organism: Penicillium brevicompactum
Lineage: Eukaryota; Fungi; Ascomycota; Eurotiomycetes; Eurotiales; Aspergillaceae
Product: mago nashi family protein
Exons: 7
Coding region: 1-459 (152 amino acids)
Biological process (GO): RNA splicing
Cellular component (GO): exon-exon junction complex; nucleus
Source: RefSeq, a predicted model, not a curated record
AUGUCGAAUGAGCCGUUUUACCUACGAUACUACUCAGGUCACUCUGGGCGGUUUGGACAUGAGUUCCUAGAAUUCGAUCUUCGCUCUAUCUCAGAAGGUAGCAGUGCCGCCGUGCGAUACGCCAAUAACUCGAACUACCGCAAUGAUUCCCUCAUUCGGAAAGAGAUGUGCGUGAGUGAUGCGAUGGUACAAGAAGUGAAGCGCAUCAUCAAAGACAGUGAAAUCCUGAAGGAGGACGACUCCAAGUGGCCCCAAAAGAACAAGGAUGGACGCCAGGAGCUUGAGAUUCGAAUUGGCAAUGAGCACAUCUCCUUUGAGACUGCGAAAAUCGGCUCGCUAGUCGAUGUGACAGAAUCGGAUGAUCCCGAGGGAUUGCGAGUCUUCUACUACCUUGUUCAAGACCUGAAGGCCCUGGUCUUCUCGCUUAUCUCCCUGCACUUCAAGAUCAAGCCGAUCUAA